Messenger RNA from Aspergillus brunneoviolaceus CBS 621.78, 712 nucleotides. RefSeq lists its product as uncharacterized. The transcript has a single exon. NCBI's taxonomy places the organism in Eukaryota, Fungi, Ascomycota, Eurotiomycetes, Eurotiales, Aspergillaceae. The coding region runs from base 241 to 624 and encodes 127 amino acids. The record is from RefSeq and is a predicted model, not a curated record.
CACUGCACUAGAGCACCUCCAGGGCAUAACUCUGUGAUUGGGUUCGUCAAAGAGAUUUCAAGUUGCUGCCCCACCUCCAAACCCACCCAUUUGGCUAUCCAAUGGAACGCUUUAUCCUCAACCCUGGGUCCCAACGAGGGAGUUAAAUUUAAAACCACGCUCAAUGGGCAAGACCCGGGAUCCAGAUUCCCCAGUUCUUCACAUCAUGAAUUCAUUGACAGCUGAGGUCGCGGAUAACUCAUGCUAUGCACACUGUACUCUGUAAGUUAUCGACUGAGUGACCUUUUUCUCUUCUCUUCUCCUCUGUUCUCGGCUCUCUCUCUCUCUCUCCCUUUCUCUUUCUGUCGCGCUCUCAGCGAUCUAUCAUCUUCUCCUUUCCCUAUCUCUCAUCCAGUAGGUCAGCAAGGCCAAGAUCCCCAUCACCUACCUAUGCUCGUCAUGAGGUGUUCCCAAGAGCCCCAGGGCUUAUCCUUCCACCUUCUCCCCUCCCCACUUUCUGUCGCUCCUCUUUUUGACUCGUUUUCCCAUCUCUUACUUUCAUCUCCACCUCUCACUAAGCCUCUUCCGGCUGUCUGUCACAGCUUCCGUCUCCUUGUGACCACGGGUGCGUGUGGUUUGGGAUGAACCAGCUGGAGAGAGGCAGAGGGUCAGGGGUAAAACGGUCUUCUGCCAUCAUUCGACUUCAAUGGUAUGAUCGGUCGUCCCUGAUCCU